AUGGAUCAACAUCAACCGCUAGAAAGACCCAUCAUUCUUUCUCCUCCUCCGUUGGAACGUGCUCCCUCGAGUCAUUUGGGUCAGAUGCAAGAUAUCCAUAAUCUUUAUCCAAGACAACAAAGCGUUGGUUAUAACAUGCAGCAUGAAUUUGAAAAUUUGACUAUUGAUUUGGAUUUGGACUUGAAUAAAGAUACAGGUAUGAACUCUUCAGGUAGUAAUAAUAGUAUUGCCAGUGCCAGAGACCAAAAUAACAAUUAUAACAAUAAUAGUAAUGAUAAUACUGUUCCUACUGGUAUGGGAACAACUGCAACCACCAGUUCAAACUUGGCGGCGGCUCCUACAACAAUAUCAACUGUUCAAGCACUGGCCUCCCAAAUUCCGGCUCCCACUCCAACUUCCACCUCACUUGCAGGCUCAGGCACAAAUUCAUCGGGCCCAGCUUCAGGACAUUUGUUACAUCCCAUUCGUUCUCAUGGUGGUGCCUUUUCAUCCGAUAUCAUUGGAACUGGUUCUACAACCCCUAACCCGUUUUCAAGAGAUUCCAUUCUUACUUCUACCCAUCAUCAUCCAGCAUUGUUGCAACAUACAAUCCCCACAAGACCUCAAUCUGUUGAUUUCUUCAGAACAGGUCAUCUGAUAUCUAACACGUUGGCACCUCAACAACAACCGCAGCAGAAUAAUUAUGUAAAUGACUUGUUGACUUUCACUAAUUGGAUUGAAAAUUUGAACCCUAAAGAAAUCAUCACUAUGAUUGAUCAUUGGUGCAACAACUUACCAUUAGACAUUUUACUUACUUUCAAAUCUCACUUGGAUUCCCAUUUGACAGGACAUUCCCAAGUUUUGAUGCAGCAACAACCACAGCCUCCACAACAGCAACAGCAACAGCAGCAACAACAACAACAACAACAACAAUAUUCGUCUUAUACGUCGCCCUAUCAAUCGAAAGAAUUGUAUUCGGAAGCUGUCGACCCCAUCGCUGCUCCCACAGUAAAGUCCAACCCCACGCUCAACGUUGAUAUAUCUGGCAAUGAAUACUCUGAUUUGCAGCAACCCAAACCAAAAGUUAAUUAUAGAUACUCUGGUCAGUAUUUCCAAAACAUGGACGUUCGUACGCAAAGACCCAAAUCUGCUGAUCCUAUGUUAAGAACUGGCUCCGGAAUGACAUCGUUACCUGUUGGUCAUCAUAACAAUACCAAUAACAACAACAACAACAAUUUUAUUCAUGCGGGAUCAGGUACCCCGCCAUCAGCACAAUAUUCGAGCAAACUUGCUAGUGUCCCACUCGGGACUUCGAAUUCUGGUUCUAGUACUAUUAGUACAUCCAACCCGGAAAGAGCCAUUUCUCCUGCUUCUCAUUUAUUUGAAAAGACAAACUUCUUACAGCUUGCGGCAGCCAAUCAGAACCAAGGUAGCAAGUCUCCUAGUAUUCAGAUUAGUGGUGGUGGGAAUCAGGAAGAAAUGGACAUUACAGCCCAUACAAAUGCUUUGAAAUUAGGGGCAUUGGCUACGAUUAACUCCCGAGUAGCUCUCGAUUCCAACCGGAAAAAUUAUGGUGUUUCAUCCCAAACUUCUUCUUCGUUGACACCUUCUGGACCCACCACUGUUUCUCAAGUAUUAGGAAGUCCUAACAAUUAUGUUCGAUCUAAUUUUGAUGAGACUUCUGGAAUCAAUCGAAGUUUGAAUUCUUCCAGUGUUCCACCCAUUGGAUCCAAUACUGGGAACCGAUCGAUUAUGUAUCAUGUUAAAACCGGGAACAAUGGUUCUAAGCAGCAAGCCUCGAGUAAUAUGAACCAUACCAAUUCCACCAGUUCUAUUACCACUUCCACCGGCACAUCGCCCAAUUCUUCGAGUUCUAUGGUUCCUAGUUCGAUGCCGGCCGAAGUGAGCAGUUUAGAGUUGUUGAACAACAUCCCUGCAUGGUUGAAGUUGUUACGGUUACACAAGUACACAGAUUCCUUGAAGGAUAUUCUGUGGAGAGACUUGGUUGAGUUGGAUGAUCAACAAUUGGAACAACGAGGUGUAAAGGCCCUUGGAGCCCGUCGUAAGUUACUCAAAGCAUUUGAUGUGGUUAGAGCGAACAUGCCAUAA
Messenger RNA from Lizanozyma spartinae, 2088 nucleotides. RefSeq lists its product as uncharacterized. Gene Ontology annotation, biological process: regulation of mRNA stability; nuclear-transcribed mRNA poly(A) tail shortening. Gene Ontology annotation, molecular function: mRNA binding; translation repressor activity; protein binding. Gene Ontology annotation, cellular component: P-body. The record is from RefSeq and is a predicted model, not a curated record. Lineage: Eukaryota; Fungi; Ascomycota; Pichiomycetes; Serinales; Debaryomycetaceae. The transcript has a single exon. Bases 1 to 2088 code for a protein of 695 amino acids.